Molecule: messenger RNA, 5799 nt
Organism: Armigeres subalbatus
Lineage: Eukaryota; Metazoa; Arthropoda; Insecta; Diptera; Culicidae
Exons: 8
Coding region: 944-4036 (1030 amino acids)
Source: RefSeq, a predicted model, not a curated record
CAACAGUAACCGCGGUUCGAGCAAGACGUUUUGGCUAGCUUUUCCUUCCCCGGCAGGAGGAAUUCGAAAACGAAACGACAACGAAACGGGUUGUGGUCCCGCAAGGAGAAAACGGUAGCACUUGUACCUCUGCCCCAGAAGCACAAUUCGAGCGAAACAGUGCAGUCCAACAGCAGCACAACGCGCAAGGAGCGAAAGGGGUUUAACGGACUUGCUUUGCUUGCCCCUCCUCGUCCUUCCCCCCGAAUCCCAACCCCUCGACCACCGUACGCGAGACGUUCGGGCCGAGAUGCCCUGAGGUCGUCCUUCCAGAGCUCUCGCAAGCAACAGAGUGUGGUGACAUCGACAAGUGUGGUGUGUUGACACAGUGUGGUGAGUGGCGCAAGAAACCGGAUGUGGAGCUCGGGCGCAAAACAAGUGAGAGUAGUGGUCACCAAAUUGGAUUAAGGCUCGCACGCGCACGUCGCCGAAGACCAAAGAAGAAGAAAUCGUGGCGUAGCAAAAAGGGAGAAAAAUCUGUUUGAUCCAUUGGAAAGUAGUGACAAAGUCGGUGCCGAGUGGAUUUAGCGUGCGUGCACGUCCGUCCGCUUGUCGAUUUGUUGGGUGUCUUUUUCUGUGGAAGAAAGCGAGAAAGCGAUUCGCUGAAACAGUACCAGUGUGGCUCGGUGGCGCAGAUUCGCACCUUGUUUGGAUAAUUACUCGGAAAUUUUGGCGCAGAAAAUGUGAAACUGGUGACAGUGGGAAAAAAAUAUUAUUCGGAAGUUUGGAAAACAAAAGUGAGCUAAACAGCAAUAUCUGUAAUAGAUCAAUCGUUCCUGAGUGGAUUUAAAGCGUUGGGCUGGACAGAGGACGGAUUUUGUGGGAUCGCUUCUCGGUGAAAGGUGAAAACCGCAGGACUGUUGGAAGGCUGAACUGUUAUCGAAAGUGGAUUAUCGUCGCAGGGAUGACACGUCGUAAGCACCUCUACCAGCUGUUGCUGGUGCUGUUGGCAGUGACGGCGAGAGCGCAGGAUGUUUCAGAAGAAGAACCGACAGAAUCGCCCCCCGUGGCAUCGCCAGUCGUUGCAGCUGGAAAUGCCGGCCCUGGCGCCAGCUGCAGCUUCCCCGGGGCACCCGCUCACAGCACGGUUCAGUUCACCGAUGACAGCCUGGCGAACGGGGCCGUCGCGUCCUACUCCUGCGAGCGGGGCUUCGAACUGCUCGGACCGUCCCGGCGGGUCUGCGACAAUGGCCAGUGGAUCCCCGAGGGUAUUCCCUUCUGCGUGCUGAACGUGGCCGCCGGGAAGGCCCCGAUGCAGAUCUCCACCGAUGCGGCCGGGAUCCCGCAGAAGGCCAUCGACGGUUCGACGUCGGCGUUCUUCUCGCCCGAAACGUGCUCCCUAACGAAACCGGAACGGGUACCGUGGUGGUACGUGAACCUGCUGGAACCGUACAUGGUGCAACUGGUCCGGCUGGACUUUGGCAAGUCGUGCUGCGGCAAUGGAAAACCGGCGACGAUCGUGGUUCGGGUGGGCAACAACCGUCCGGACUUGGGUACGAAUCCGAUUUGCAAUCGGUUUACCGGAAGCCUCGAGGAAGGACAGCCCCUAUUCCUGCCGUGCAACCCGCCGAUGCCGGGAGCGUUCGUGUCGGUCCACCUGGAGACGAGCGGCCCCAGCCAGCUGUCGAUUUGCGAAGCGUUCGUCUACACGGACCAGGCGUUGCCCAUCGAGCGGUGUCCCGCUUUCCGCGAUAUGCCCCCCGGUGCGUCGGCUUCCUAUAAUGGAAAGUGUUAUAUCUUCUACAGUCGGCAACCGGCGACGUUGAGGGAUGCGCUGGCGUUCUGCAGAUCCCGCGGAGGUACCCUGAUCAAUGAGAGCAACCCGGCCCUGCAGGGAUUCAUUAGCUGGGAGCUGUGGCGUCGACACAGGAGCGAUACCUCGUCGCAGUACUGGAUGGGAGCCGUGAGGGAUACUCAGGACCGGAACAGUUGGAAGUGGAUCGGUGGGGAUGACGUGUCGGUGUCGUUCUGGAAUCUGCCCGGAGGGGACGAGGAUUGCGCCCGUUAUGACGGGUCCAAGGGAUGGCUGUGGAGCGAUACCAACUGCAAUACGCAGCUGAACUUCAUCUGUCAACAUCAACCUAAGGCUUGCGGUCGUCCAGAACAGCCACCAAACUCGACCAUGGUAGCUCCGAAGGGCUUCGACGUGGGUGCAUUCGUUGAAUACAGCUGUGACGAAGGGCAUCUAUUGGUAGGACCGUCGCAAAGAACUUGCUUGGAAACUGGAUUCUACAACGAGUUCCCUCCCGUCUGCAAAUAUAUCGAAUGUGGUCUGCCGGCUGCGAUCCCGCAUGGACACUACGAUCUUGUGAACGGUUCCGUGGGAUAUCUCAGCUCAGUUCACUAUAAGUGUAACGAAGGCUACGAAAUGGUGGGACGCGCCUUGUUGACUUGUGACAUUGAUGAGCGCUGGAACGGACCGCCACCACGUUGCGAAGUGAUUGAUUGCGAACCACUGCCAACAUUGUUCCCGAACGGAAUUGUAGUGGCACCGAAUGGUACAAUCUUUGGAUCCCGCGCGGAGGUUAUCUGCAACCGUGGAUACAUUCCAGAAUCGGAGGACACCAGCAUUACUUGCACGGCUACCGGCCAGUGGAGUACUUUGCUGCCGAAGUGCAUAGAAGAUCCGGCAAGCAAAACAACGACCCCAGCUCCAACCACAACUCGUCCACCGAUUGUAAUUGUAUCGACCACGACAGUUCCGAUUACACAAUUUACUCAAAAGCGGCCUCAAACGAGAAGGCCAACCAGGCCUGCCAGCCGGUACACGACAACUACUUCUACGACUCUAUCACCGCUGUUCAGCAUCGAGAUCGACGAUGGUAACGACAGUGACGGAUUAGAUGGAUUCUACGUCGGUACUAACGAGGAUUACUCUCUCCCACCUCUAGAAGUCCAUCCGGGCCUAGUGCACGAAGAAGGACCCUCCCGCAAACCGUACCGUCCCGGCCAGAGCGUAAUACCAAAGAUUCCAACCGUACCGCAUGUACCGCCACCGAAACGGCCGUCUUACUUCGAACCACCAACCACAACUACCACCACUACAACUACAACCACUACCACUACACAAACACCACUACAAACACGACCCACUACGACCAGCACACGGCAAACGACCACUUCGCGUACCCCGCAGGACAUUAUCCUGUCGCAGCACCCGCAAGACAACGAAAUCGCAGGCUCCGUCAACAUCCGGCAAGAUCAAUCGCCGAAGGUCAACGUACCAUUCGCAGUCGACAACUCGGACGGCGAAAGUGCCGGCGGAGUCUACGGCGGCAUCGGAGGCAACUCGAACCUUGGUUCCGGUUCCGGCGAUCGGAAGGAAGCCAAGAAUGCCCGCCUCAACCUGGGAGCCAUCGUGGCGCUCGGCGCCUUCGGUGGUUUCGUAUUCCUAGCAGCCGUCAUUACCACCAUUGUGAUCGUAGUGCGAAGAAACCGCCAGGCGAACCAGCACUACCGGCACCGGGCCUCGCCGGACUGCAACACCGUAGCGUCCUUUUCCAGCUCCAGUUCCGAGUCGCGCAACGGCCUGAACCGGUACUACCGGCAGGCGUGGGAAAACCUGCACGAGUCCGCCUCCAAGGGCCACAACAGCAACCACAGCAGCGGCCUCAAGCGGAAGGAAACGAUGGAUGCGCCCCCGCCGAGUCGGUCCCGGUCGCGGGAAAACCUGGGGGGCAGCCGGUCGCGAGAUUUGGACAGAUUUUUUAUCGACAGAUCCCGGGAGAACCUGUCGUCCAACCGGAGCCGGGACUACCCCCGGGACAGCAUGGCCGUGCGGGACGGCUCCGAGAUGGUGGUUUCCGACGUGUGCGUCAAGGGUGAGAAGAAACGGCACCACCAUCACCACCACAAGGCCAACCACCGGGGCGGCGACGGCCAGGAACGAGGCCGCAGUAACCACCGGGACAGCCGGGAAGGGGACUUCCGGGAGCCGAACAUCAUGGGUAGCGGCGGUGGAAAUGGGCGCCGCGGCGGCGACCACCGUCACUAUUGACCCCGUCGAAUGGUAAUCACUAUCAGAAUAGAGGGACAGCACAAGGACGACGAUGACGAGGGUCGCCGGGUUCUGAUGAGCCCGCUGUGGGAGUGACACCCGAGUAAAGAAAAAACGGGGUUGAAUUACUUUCAAUAUUUCUCACGAACUGACCUUAGCCCUAUUAUUUUUCUUUUCAAAUCUUCUUCUAUCUACAUUUCCUUCUCAGUGUAUGUAUUUAUUUAUUAUCGAAUAGUUUCACUAGUUUUAGGACGUUGCUCACAUUUUCCAGAAACAGGAAAUCAUUCCAAAACAGUUUGUAACCAGACGCACUUUAGCUGUUAGGUCGAUCAAUAGUCAAGGCACGAACCUUCCCAGUUAAUAUUUCGUUCGACACGUGCACCAACUCUUAGCAAUUGCACUGAAAGGAAUUUUCCUCUCAGUUUGUUUGUGAUCUACCAAUCGUUUACUACGGCUCUUCCAAUCGUAGCGUCAUAACAAGCCAACAAACACAUGCCAAACAUUGGAAAAUUUCUUUCAGAUAAUCUAAAUUUCCAAACGGGUGUUCGAUCUUGACCGCGUCUAAACACAACACUUACACACACAAGCACAAGUAUGUUGGACCAUAAGUCCAACGCUCCGGAUUACGUUUAGUCACGGUCGACAUUGUUUCCCGUUGCACCCUAUUUCCAAACCUUUGAACAAAAAAAAACUAUUUCGUAAUUCGUUAAUUUAUUUAAAAAAUAUUCCUUAUUUGUAUUUUGUGUUUCGACCCUUUCCCCAAGUCCAUUUGUUAUCACUUUUUGUUUUGUUAACGUUAACCUUUGAAGGUAACUAAAGUGAAAAAUAAAACAGUAUCGUAGGAAAACAUGUAAGGCUUCGCUUCUCUUUCAAAGAGUUUGUAAAAAUGAAGACCUUUCUGUAGAAUGAAAAAAAAAUGACAAAAAAACACACAACACACAAAAACAUGUAGGAAAAUUAAGAGAAAGACAAAGAUUAGGAGAAACAAAACAAAUGCGAAACCGUAGUUGCAAUAUCGAGUUCUAGUGGACAAUUAGGAAAACAAACAAUCUAACAAUUGUUGAUUUUUUAUUAGGAAAUUGAAUUAGGGAAAAUAAGCAAACAAUCACCUUACCGUAGAACCAUUGAUAUGAUUUUUUUUAUUUAGAAAUAGAGUGCCAUUAGAAAGGCAAAUAAAACAAUUUAUAAAUCGCACACCUGAAGGUUUUCUCGGUCUUGGACGUGUCAGCUAAAACUUAAAAAGUGAAUAGAUUGCAUUUCAGUAUUUUUUCCUCGUUUGCUAACACCCACACAUCAUCGUUUAUAAGGCCAAUAUUUAGAAGAAGAACAAAAAACACAACGCGCGCUCGAAUGUAAGAAUGAGAAUUUCAAUCAUUGUUUUCCCAGUAGAAAGUUGCACCCUAAUCAGUACCAUGUAAAUCGAUUUAGACGUAAACUAACACAACACGCAUAGGCAGAUUAAUCGGACAGGAACAAACGAAAAAACAGAAAAUCUUAAUGUAGUUACAAUGACCCUUUGAACGAAAACAAACUACAGACGAGUUAUACAAUCCAUAGAAAAGUUACUAAAGAAGUUAUGGAGGAGAAAUGUUCCGUCGUAUCGGAUUAACAAUCAGCGGCAGAAUGAUGGAAAAAGCGCUAGCGUGUUUUUUCAAGUGUAAUAGGAAAGAAGGAUGUUCUUCGCAGUUGCAGAGGAGGUUGAACUAUCCGAAUUGUUGUAAAUAGUAAUCGUAUUUAAUAAAAAGUAAAAAUAAACUUAAAAA